Messenger RNA from Acanthosepion pharaonis, 816 nucleotides. Lineage: Eukaryota; Metazoa; Mollusca; Cephalopoda; Sepiida; Sepiidae. The record is from the annotation of a GenBank genome assembly.
AUGUGUCUUUUUUUUCUUCCCUUUUUUCUUUUUCUCUUUUUUUUCCCUUUUUCUUUUUUUUUCUCUUUUCUUCUCUUCUUCUCUCCCUUUUUCCUUCUUCUUUUUCUCCUUCUUCUCCCUUCUUUUUCCUCUCUCUCUUUUCUUUCUCUCUCUUUUUCUCUCUCUCUUUCUCUCUUUUCUCUCUCUCUCUUUUUCUCUCUCUUUUUCUCCUCUCUCUCUUUUUCUCCUCUCUCUCUUUUUCUCCUCUCUCUCUUUUUCUCCUCUCUCUCUUUUUCUCCUCUCUCUCUUUUUCUCCUCUCUCUCUUUUUCUCCUCUCUCUCUCUUUUCUUAUUUACACUAUUUACAUGGGGUUUCUUUCUUGGGGGUGGUUCUCUUUUUCUUUUUUUCGGUUCUCUUUCUUUUUUUCAGUUCCCUAUCUUUUCUCUUUUUGGUCUAUUUCUUUUCUUUGUUUGGGUUCUCUUUUUUUGUGAUCACUUUCUUUUUUCUUUUUUUUUUUUCUUUGGCUCUUUUCCUUUGGUUCUUUUUUUUGUUUUCUUUCUUUUUGGUAGGGAGGUUCUCUUUCUUUUUUUUUUUCUUUUUUUGUUCUUUUUUUUUUUUUUUUUGUUUGCUUCCUUUUCUUUGGUUCUCCUUUUUUUUUUUUUUCUUGGUUCUAUUUUUCUUUUUUCUUUUUUUGCUUCUCUUUUUCUUUUCUUUUUCUUUUCUUUUCUUGGUUCUUUUUUCCCUUUUUUAUUUCUCUUUUUUUUCUUUUUCGUUCUCUUCCUUUCUUUUUUUUUUUUCCUUUCGUUUGUUCUCUCUCAUUGUUGUCACCCAAUCUAG